AUGGAGAGCUUCUUCCUGCAACAUAGCGUGCUUCGAGACCGCGAUUCAGACGAGCUGGGCGGCCGCGUCAACUCCGAUUCGGAAGCUAGCGAUGAGGAUGAAAUCACGGAUCGAGUACACUCCGUGGCGGAUCCAACGGGGCCAUGGGCACAGAAGGCUGUGGACGGUGAGACGUGGGGGAAACCCACGCGCGGAUUUCGCGGUGGCAAGGCGCGUGACUUCGCCUCGGCAAACACUGGACCAAAGGGAGUCAUCAAUGACUACAAGACUCAUAAACGCUAUCAGAAGCAAGAGCGUCAAAGGAAGGAAGCUGAGCGUGAAGCAGUCCUUACUCGUAUUGCCAAAGGUGCUACCGUCAGUUCUACUCCUUCGACACGUGACUCAACUGCACACUUGGAUUGCGAGUGUGAUGGAGGCUCAGACUGUGAAUGCGACGACAGUGACCUGGUAGACGACGCCUUCUUGGCACAAUAUGCCGAAAUGCGAGUGAAGCAGAUGCAGGACGCAGCACGCAACCGCAAAGUUUACGGGGAGCUCGAGUACAUCACACCGGAGCAGUUCGUGGCACUCACCUCUAAAGCAGACACUGAUCGCAGCAUGCUCGUGCAUCUCUAUCAUCCCGAGAACUAUGCCUGUGGGCUACUCAACUCCCAACUCGAGCUUCUGGCACGGAAACUCGUCCACGUCAAGUUCACGGCGAUGUUGGCCAAGGAAGCCGACGCGUCCAUCGAAAUGGCAGAUCUUCCGGUGGUACUGGUCUUCUGCGGACAUCAACAGGAGGUCGUCGUCGACGUUACACGCCGUCUCGAUGGCGAGUUCACACUCGAACGUGUGGAAGCUUUUGUAAGGGAGCAGCUCGGACUGUAA
This is a messenger RNA of Phytophthora nicotianae INRA-310, 867 nucleotides long. RefSeq lists its product as hypothetical. The record is from RefSeq and is a predicted model, not a curated record. The coding region runs from base 1 to 867 and encodes 288 amino acids. The transcript has 4 exons. Lineage: Eukaryota; Oomycota; Peronosporomycetes; Peronosporales; Peronosporaceae.